Molecule: messenger RNA, 389 nt
Organism: Racocetra persica
Lineage: Eukaryota; Fungi; Glomeromycota; Glomeromycetes; Diversisporales; Gigasporaceae
Source: the annotation of a GenBank genome assembly
AACUAUAUACUGGUGAAGGACUAUAUACUAGUAAAAGAUUAUAUACUAAUGAAGAAGUUGGUAAUUAUGAUGAUAUUGGUGAUUAUAAAGAAGUUGGCAACAAUAUAUCAGAAUUAAGCUCAGAAAAAGAAAUGGUGUCUACUAGUUCUAAUUACUCAGAACUGUCAAUUAAUAGAUAUAGAAGAUAUUCAAACAAAACAAAAAAGGAAAAAGGAAAAGCUACAUUAAAAGCAGCACCAGUAACAAAGAAUAUAUUUGAUCUAAUAUAUCACUGGAAACAAAAAAAAACAAGAAUCUCUAAACAUCAUAACAAGACUAAUUUGUCUCAUUCAGUUGGUUCUAAUAAUGAACAAAUUUUACCUGAACAUCAAAAGGCUGAUAUACCAGAU